AUGAUCUGGGCGCUGGAUCAGAUCGAUCAGGACAGCUCGAUCGGCGGCAGUAUGACCCCGGAGGAGAUGGAAGAGGCCGAGGCAAUUUACCAGGACGAGGCCGCCAAGGGCGUCUGCUACACGACCAUGUGCGACGACAAGUGCCGCACCGGCGAUCACGAGGCGGCGCAGAUGAGGGGCCAGCCCGGGCUUUUGUCCACAAUGUCGCGCUGCCCCAAGGAUCAGGUCCGCCGCCUCUACUGUUCUAAAAGAAGGACUAUGGGAACCUGCAAGUGCCGAGGCUUCCGCGGGCUAGAACUGUCUUGCACAGGCGGUUGCGCCGACGGCGAGACUGAGUUCAAGGACGAGGCCGCCGACCUGGCUCUCGAGGCCGCCGAGACCCUCGCGCUCGAAAUCGCCGCCAAGGACUUCUGUCGUGUUGCCAUCAUGGCCGCGACUCUGCCCCUGCGUCUCAUCCCUUUUGUCGGCUGGAUCGCCUCUAUCGCUCUUCAGGUCGCCAUGCCGGCGCUGGGCGUUGCCAAGGCCGGCAAGUCGUUCAAGGGCAAAGACUACGAGGUUAAGCCGCUUACGAGCAAGGCCGACCGGCCUGCAACCAAGUCACCGACCAAGGCCUCGGAGAAGCCGAAAACUUGCAAGACCAAGAGACUCGCAGCCAGGGCCUUCCGCAACCUCAAGUCAUACGGGACCCCCGAGUGCAAUGGCGAGAGAGCCAAGCAGGCUUGCUACAACUACAGCUCCGUCAUCGCCAGGCGACGUGACUUGCAGUCCCUCACCUGCCCAUCCAACAAAGCGCUCAGGGCCCCGCGGCCCAUCGUCGGCGUGUGGAACGAUCAGCACCACACUUCCUGGAGUAGUGGCUGGCUACAGCAAGCGGACCUUGAGUGCGAACGCGACGAGUACCCCGGCGGCGUGUGGAUCCGUCUCAUCCCGGCAACCGACAACAGCAGGGCGGCUUGGCUAUUUGGCGGCUGUCCGGAGCACGAGCAAGAGCGCCUCGUCGGCGAGAGGUCCAUUACCACUAAAGUUAUGGAAACCAUCAACGACAUCCAGUUCACGAGAAUGGGCAACAUGCCGCCGGACUUUGGCAUCACCACGAACCCCUGUUGGCCCAAGACGCUGGUCGACGACCCAGGCUUCGCGCUCCUGACGAACGAUUCGUGGUACCGGCAGGGCAACAACAGGGGUGCCUUCAUCCAGUUCUACGACGACGAGCCCGGCCCGCAGUUCACCAACGGCAAGGUCAAUCACUUCCCCGGUCGUCGCGCGCUGGACGAGCUCGACCACGGCAAGAGAUCCCCCGCCGAGCUUGUCAUCCGCGAGGGGAACUCCACGCGCCGGCCUACUCAUUGCCAGAGGGAGAUGGAGGAGCUGGGAUACGCGUCGCUCCCGGUCAUUCGGGAGACGGCAACGUCGCCGGCGACGGCGGAAGCUGUCGCUACUCCGUCCAUCACCGGUAGCUUUCCAGAGGCGAGCAUCGAGGUGCCCGCGUCGUUGAGCUACGCUUUGGAGGUCGCCGCCGAGAUCUCGGACGCUGCGAGAUCAAUUAUCACGCCUGCCCCUGGACAUAACCCUACCAUUUAA
This is a messenger RNA of Colletotrichum navitas, 1581 nucleotides long. RefSeq lists its product as uncharacterized. The record is from RefSeq and is a predicted model, not a curated record. The transcript has 10 exons. The coding region runs from base 1 to 1581 and encodes 526 amino acids. NCBI's taxonomy places the organism in Eukaryota, Fungi, Ascomycota, Sordariomycetes, Glomerellales, Glomerellaceae.